AUGCCAAAAAAACAAAGUGCCCGUGCAAAACUUCCACAAAAUGUUGAAGAAUUUUCUAGUAUAGUUUUUAAAACUGAUGGAAAAACACUAUUUUGUAAUAUUUGUGAGCAAGCAGUUUCAUCAAAUAAGUGCUUUCAAGUAACUCAACAUUUAAGUACAGCAAAGCACCUCAAUAAAUCAACAAGAAAAGAAAAAAAUCAAACAAAUAUUUAUAAAAGACCCAUUCGAAGAUCAGAACUCAGAAUUUUCCCUUGA
Molecule: messenger RNA, 255 nt
Organism: Macrosiphum euphorbiae (potato aphid)
Lineage: Eukaryota; Metazoa; Arthropoda; Insecta; Hemiptera; Aphididae
Source: the annotation of a GenBank genome assembly